UCGGCAGCUCACAUUAUCAGUCAUGAAGACCAUUCUUGUGUUUCUGAUGCCCAUUUUGUUUGGGAACGUUGCAGUGGAGGCACUGCAGUGUUAUGCCUGUUUGAACGUAAACAGCAGUGCUCAGUGCAACCAGAACACGGUGACCUGCACUUUCUCAGGCGACACCUGCAUGACCAUCGUCUCCCAAAUGUUGGGAGUCCAGUCCAUUUCUAAGACCUGCACCACCAGCUCGGCGUGCGCAGCAGCCACCUCCACCAACCUCAACCUAGGAGGGUUAGGGGGGAACCAGGUCACCUGCUGUCAGACUGACCUCUGUAACGUCAACGGUUCAUCAGUCUCUGGACUCAACUUCCUGUUGCUCAGCUUGUCUUUUCUCAUAUCUGGCCUGGUUCUGUCUCUGUGAAUCAAGUUUUUGAAAUUAAUGAAUGAACAACUGAAGUUAAUAUGUGGGUUCAUCUUUGCUGUUUUUUCUUUAUUUAUUGUUGCUGAUCCUCAGAGUCUAUGUUGGACAGGAAAUAAAUAAAAAGUUGUCCUAUCUGUGCUGGUUCUGUCACUGUGAAUCAAAGUUUUCGAAAUGAA
Molecule: messenger RNA, 579 nt
Organism: Coregonus clupeaformis (lake whitefish)
Lineage: Eukaryota; Metazoa; Chordata; Actinopteri; Salmoniformes; Salmonidae
Product: ly6/PLAUR domain-containing protein 2-like
Exons: 3
Coding region: 23-403 (126 amino acids)
Source: RefSeq, a predicted model, not a curated record